CACGUUCCAAUUGACGUUCUUGACGUUCUUGACAGUGUGGCAAAAACAAAAUUUCUCUAAUUCUUUGAUCACCAAUCCGCUGAAAUCGUCGAAAUGCCUAAAAAGAAAACGGGUCAACGUAAGAAAGCCGAGAAGCAGAAACUUCGACAGAAAGAAAUCCGAAGUAAAGAGAUCGAUUUUGCUGAAUUUCCAUCAAAUGCCGUGAUGGAGUGUGAGAAAUGUCAAAAGAAGCAGAAGAGUCGCGCAUUCUGUUACUUCUGUCAAUCUCUUCAACGCCUUCCAAUCUGCGCACAGUGCGGAAAAAUCAAGUGCAUGCUGAAAACUGGCGAUUGUGUCAUACGUCAUCCGGGUGUUUUUACCACAGGCUUAGGAAUGGUCGGUGCAAUUUGCGAUUUCUGUGAGGCGUGGAUUUGUCACGGCAGAAAGUGUCUGCAGUCGCACCCCUGUUCUUGUCCGCUACAAGACGCAACGUGCGUAGAAUGCGAGCGAGGUGUCUGGGAACACGGUGGUCGAAUAUUCAAAUGUUCGUUUUGUUUGGGAUUCCUUUGCGAAGACGAUCAAUUCGAGCAUCAGGCAUCGUGCCAAGUAUUGGAGUCCGAGAACUAUAAGUGCCAAUCAUGCAACCGUAUCGGACAGUAUUCGUGUUUGCGGUGUAAGACUUGCUACUGUGACGAUCAUGUCAAGAGGAAAGGUUUCAAAUACGAGAAGAACAAGCCGAUACCGUGUCCCAAGUGCAACUAUGAAACGUCGCAAACCAAGGAUCUUAGCAUGUCCACCCGAAGUCACAAGUAUGGCCGUCAAGCUCAAUUCGACGAUGAUGAUGAUGAAGGCGGAGAGUACAAUUACGGUGGAUCAUCAUAUUAUGCCGCUACGUCGUCUGGUUACGGAAAUUAUGGGGCGUAUGGGGCAUCCAAGGAUGAUGAUGAAUCCGACGAAGAUUACGAUGACGACGACGAUGAUGAUGAUGAGGAGGAGGAGGACAGUGAUUCCAAUGAGUCGAAUGAGGAGGACGAAAAAACGGCAGCGGAGAAACCGAAAGAGAAAAAUUAAAUGGCAAAAUGGCCGGACGGCCAAUUUUUAAUCAAAAAAUUUUCCUUUUUUCGAAUAAAUAAAAUGAAAUCACAAAAAAGGUG
This is a messenger RNA of Bradysia coprophila, 1133 nucleotides long. It is a transcript of the gene Noa36, whose product is annotated as zinc finger protein 330 homolog Noa36. Lineage: Eukaryota; Metazoa; Arthropoda; Insecta; Diptera; Sciaridae. The record is from RefSeq and is a predicted model, not a curated record. Gene Ontology annotation, molecular function: zinc ion binding. Gene Ontology annotation, cellular component: nucleus.